UUUAUAUUNCACUAUAUUCAUCAAAUAAUUGAAAAGAAAAAGUUUAAAAGAAUUGAAUGGUUUUGGAGACAUGAAAUUAAUUUUUUAUCAAUAGUGAUUUUGCUAAAUGCUAAAAUGGAAUGCCAUCCAAUUUACUAUAAUCUAAGUUUUAAGCUUCUUCCACAUAUUAAUGUAAAUGAUGGUUGGUUAUCAAAUGAACUAAUGAAUUAUGUUAUUUUUUCAUCCAAAUAUCUUAGUGAUUUAAAUGGAUUGGAAAAGAAACUAGAAAUUUUGGAAAUAAAUGAUGAUAAAAUAUCUAUAAAAUCUGUAACUGGUGAAAUUAUUGAAACAAAUCAUAUUUUACUAAUUGAGAAAACACUACAAAGGUUACCAUCAGUUCUUUCAACUUAUGUUGAUUUUUUCUUUGAUAAAAAUCAUUUGGAAAAAUCAAGAUAUAGAAUGGAAGAAAAUGGAAUGAAAAUAAAUUCCUUGUGUAUAGAAGUUUUUUCAUCACAUAUUAUAGAUAGAGAUUGGCCAUUUAGUCCUAUUAGAAAACUCUAUAAAGAAACAAAAUCAGAAAACUACAAACAGAAUGCUAAAACAAUUGCUAUUGUGCAACAUUGUUUACAAUGGUGUCAUCUUUUACAAUGCUGGAAACCUAACAUAGCAAAACUAAUUCCUGCAGGAAUUCAGUUUUAUAACUUGGCAUCUAUGUUUUUAAUAGAUAAUGACAUAUUUUUUGAUUGUGAAAUUCAGAAAUAUUAUUGUGCAUGUCUACAUCAAUUAUUAAAAAAUAACCAUAAAAAAAAUUGGAAGUUGGAAAAACUGAAUUGUCCAGGAAUUGGUUCUUUUUCAGAUUUAUAUUCUGAGUUACUGAUUCAGUUUGAGAGUUCCUCUUAUGGUGAUAAAUUAUUUGGAAAUACUAUAAUAAUUCCUCUCCAACAAUGUUAUGAUAGUUAUUGGAAAAAGCAGUUGCUCACUGAACAUAUUGGAAUUCUUAAAAUUUUAGGAAUAUCAUUUUCAGAAAUUUUAGUUAGCCUUGAUAAUUACUUAAAUCCUCCUGAAAUGGAUGAAGAUUUAUUAUCCAUGUAUGCAAAAAAUUUGCUAUCUGGCUCUCUUCAAGAAAAAUACUGUCCUUUGUUAUAUAAAAUGGCUCUACACCAUCUUGGACAUUAUUUUAGGAAAUAUGAUUAUGAAGAACAUUUUAAAUUAUUAUCAAAACUGUUAAACAUUAAUAAAGUGACUGAAGAUCAGAAACAAAAAAUAGAGAAUUUAUUAAGAUCUCUGUCGUCUUUCUUUUUACAAUAAUUUUUGUUUUAUUCAGAGUGCUUUGUUGAAAAUGUACAGUUUGUAUAAUAAAGAUUUUAAUGAAUAAAAUUAAAUUCAUUUAUAAUAAACUUUUAAAAAAUUGUA
Centruroides sculpturatus (bark scorpion) is the source of this 1392-nucleotide messenger RNA. Its product is annotated as RNA polymerase II-associated protein 1-like. The coding region runs from base 115 to 1287 and encodes 390 amino acids. Gene Ontology annotation, cellular component: nucleus. The transcript has 11 exons. NCBI's taxonomy places the organism in Eukaryota, Metazoa, Arthropoda, Arachnida, Scorpiones, Buthidae. The record is from RefSeq and is a predicted model, not a curated record. Gene Ontology annotation, biological process: transcription by RNA polymerase II.